This is a messenger RNA of Ricinus communis (castor bean), 3250 nucleotides long. RefSeq names its product serine/threonine-protein kinase EDR1. Gene Ontology annotation, biological process: protein phosphorylation. The record is from RefSeq and is a predicted model, not a curated record. Bases 608 to 3040 code for a protein of 810 amino acids. Gene Ontology annotation, molecular function: ATP binding; protein kinase activity. The transcript has 17 exons. Lineage: Eukaryota; Viridiplantae; Streptophyta; Magnoliopsida; Malpighiales; Euphorbiaceae.
UUGCUUUCCUCAUUUCUUCAGUUAAUAAUUUCCAAGUAUUUUUCUUGGUGCAUCCAAUCCAAUUAAAUAGUAUUAAUAAAUAAUUUAUUUUUCAUGUUUUAUACAUCUAAUUUAAUUUAUUAGCAACCAAAUUUUAAUAGAAAAAACAAAAUAAUCCUUAAAAUCGAAUCACAUCUCUCCCUCUCUUCUCUUUCAAUCCCUCGUUACCAUCCCCGGCUCCUUUUCUCUCUCUCUCGCACACGCACUUCCGUCUCUGUGUAUUUAUAUAGAGAGAGCUUGGGCGUUUUCAUUUUUCUUUAGUUUUUUUUUUUUGAAAAAUCUGUAUAUGUUGAAACAAUAGUGAUGAGUCAUAUUUGUUUAAAAAAGAAGAAGAAGAGUUGAGAUUCAAAUGCUAUUGGCUGGUCCGCUUGCAGCAGAUUCAAUUGUUUGGAUCUACUGCUGGGCUUUGUUGGUUUUGCAGGUCAGAUGGCCUCCAGCUUAGACAAGUUGGAAAAGAAGUUACUAGUGCACCCUUUAGUAGUCUAAGAAUUAUUUCUGUAUUGUGAAGAUCUUUUAUGGGGUAAGGAUUGGGGGCCGAAAUGGUUUUACAUCCAAAAUAUUUAACAACAUGGAAGAGACACGAGAUGAUGUGGGGCCAGCAGAACAAGGGCCUUCUAAUGCUUUGUGGUGGAGUUCUGAUUUUAUUGAGAAAUUUGAAUCUGUUUCUUUGCUUUCACAAGAAGAUAGUUUGAGUAAUAAGGAAUCACCUAGAAAUUAUGAGGAAGACAAUUUGUCUUCACAGACGGCAUCACAAAUUCUUUGGAGCACUGGGAUGCUGUCUGAACGAAUUCCAAAUGGAUUCUACUCGGUUGUACCGGAGAAAAGAUUAAAGGAGCUCUUUGAUAGUAUUCCAACUUUUGAUGAUCUCCAUGCUUUGGGUGCCGAGGGUUUCAAGGCUGAUAUAAUUUUUGUAGAUGCAAAGAAAGAUAAAAAGUUAUCUAUGCUAAAGCAACUGAUCGUGGCACUGGUGAAAGGAUUGAACUCAAAUCCAGCUGCAAUGAUAAAAAAGAUUGCUGGAUUGGUAUCUGAUGUUUAUAAGAGACCAAAUGUGGAAAGUCCAGCAAAAGCUGCACUGGAGGAAACCUCCCACGUCCACAUGUUUGAAAAUCGAGGCAUUCAGUUACUUGGACAAAUAAAGCAUGGGUCUUGUCGUCCUCGAGCAAUCUUGUUUAAAGUUUUAGCAGAUACUGUAGGUCUUGAAAGUAGGCUCAUGGUGGGUUUACCAAAUGAUGGAACUGUUGAAUGUGCGGACUCAUUCAAGCAUAUGUCUGUGAUAGUUGUUCUGAAUUCUGUGGAAUUGCUGGUCGAUCUUAUGCGAUUUCCUGGUCAGUUAAUACCCCGAACAACCAGGGCAAUUUUCAUGACACAUAUUUCAGCAGCAGGGGAAAGUGAUUCUGCAGAAAAUGAUUCCUGCGAUUCACCACUUGAACCAAACAGCCCUCUGUAUGGUUUUUCAGAGAGAGUUGAUCCUGAUAGUGCUGAAAAGGAUGAGAGCCUGCAGUUCCAUCGGAAGUUAGAGGGAAACGUGUCAGGUCCUGCGUUGCGAAAUAUGAUGUUGCGAUCCGCUACUUCUAUUGACAGGAAAUUGAGUUUGUCACACAGUGAGCCCAAUAUUGCAACAACCUUUUGGCGACGUAGCCGGAAAAAGGUCAUUGCUGAACAGCGGACUGCUAGUUCAAGUCCAGAGCAUCCUUCCUUUCGAGCACGUGGAAGGUCCAUGUUAAGUGGUGACAGACACUCCAUUAGAGAUUAUGCUGAUGAUGAAGCUGCACCAAGGUCAGUGGGUGCAUCAGCAUCAGAGACUCGUAGAAUAAGAAGAAGAAGCAUCAGCAUGACCCCAGAGAUCGGUGAUGAUAUUGUGAGGGCUGUCCGUGCAAUGAAUGAAUCUUUGAAGCAAAAUCGGCUUUUAAGGGAGCGAGAUGACAAGGACAAUGGCACAGAUUUUCAGAGAAAUGUUUCAAAUCUCGAUCUUGAUGGUCAUGAUGAUAUAUCUGGUGGAAGAUCUGCUUUAUAUACUCUUCAAAGAGACCACAUAAAUUCCCAAAAGGCUAUUUCUUUACCGUCGUCUCCACAUCAAUAUAGGAGUCACAUAUCAGAUAGAAGGGGACCUUCGGGUCAUGCAGUAAAUGAUGAACUAGUCUCUACUUGGAACAAAGUUCUGGAAUCUCCCAUGUUUAAUAAUAAGCCUCUAUUGCCUUUCCAAGAGUGGAAUAUUGAUUUCACAGAGUUGACUGUUGGAACUCGUGUUGGCAUUGGGUUUUUUGGGGAAGUUUUCCGUGGCGUAUGGAAUGGAACAGAUGUUGCGAUUAAGGUUUUCUUGGAGCAAGAUCUAACAGCAGAAAACAUGGAGGACUUCUGCAAUGAGAUAUCCAUUCUUAGCCGACUUCGACAUCCUAAUGUUAUCUUAUUUCUGGGUGCUUGCAUGAAGCCUCCUCACUUAUCAAUGGUUACGGAAUAUAUGGAGAUGGGUUCAUUGUAUUAUUUGAUCCAUUUGAGUGGUCAGAAGAAGAGGCUUAGUUGGAGGAGGAAACUAAAAAUGUUGCGUGAUAUAUGCAGGGGGUUGAUGUGCAUCCAUAGGAUGAAGAUAGUCCACCGUGACCUUAAAAGUGCAAAUUGCCUUGUGAAUAAGCAUUGGACAGUUAAGAUCUGUGAUUUUGGCCUCUCCAGAAUAAUGACGGAAACACCUAUAAGAGACUCCUCAUCUGCGGGAACUCCGGAAUGGAUGGCACCUGAACUUAUUCGCAAUGAACCCUUCACUGAAAAGUGUGAUAUAUUUAGCCUUGGUGUGAUAAUGUGGGAGCUUUGCACACUAAACAGACCAUGGGAAGGAGUGCCACCAGAAAGGGUUGUAUAUGCUGUUGCUAAUGAGCGAUCCCGUUUGGAUAUUCCGGAAGGUCCACUUGGCAGGUUAAUUUCAGAUUGCUGGGGAGAACCACAUGAACGGCCAAGCUGUGAAGAGAUACUCGCCCGUUUGCUCGACUGCGAGUAUUCACUCUGCUGAUAGUUUUUUUUUUUUUUCUCUCUCAAUUCUCAUGUAUAGAAAACAUGGUAGAGGUGUUACAAAGUGUUUCGGCCAAGUUGUAAACGAUCUUGAUUUUUCCAGACAUUGUGAAGAACAUCAAAUGCUUCAAUUUUCAGCUGUCAGCGAAACCGUUGGAUUUUUUUUUUGUGCAAUGGAAAAAGGGAAAAAGAAAAUUGCUUUUUACAGUAA